Messenger RNA from Medicago truncatula (barrel medic), 2032 nucleotides. RefSeq names its product myosin-binding protein 7. The record is from RefSeq and is a predicted model, not a curated record. Bases 316 to 1761 code for a protein of 481 amino acids. Lineage: Eukaryota; Viridiplantae; Streptophyta; Magnoliopsida; Fabales; Fabaceae. The transcript is spliced from 4 exons.
AGAGAGAGAGAGAUAUAUAUUUGAACAGACACGACGUUAACAAAUCGACAACCUUCCUUGUGUUGGGGCAGACACAAGAAAAAUAUACACAAAAAUCUAGGGUUUCCAAAUUAUCAUUCUUCCCUCCAAACCAAACAUACACCUCCCUUCUUCUCUGUUUCCUCAACCACACUUCUUCAAGAUUUGUGUUCAAUUGGGGAAGAAAAGAAGGUGUUUGGCAAGGAGGGAGGUACAAGUUCAAAAUUCAAAACCGUUGAAGAUUUAAUAAUUCAGAAUACGCUGUGGUUUGAAUGCAGUGUUAUUAUAUUACAUUACAUGGAUUUGGAUUCUUCUGAUGAUUCUAUAAAUACGAAAAAUUGCAAAUGUCACGACUGCAAUUGCGAAUGUGGUUGUUCCGAACGAGGUUCCAAGAAUUGGAUCCGUUCGGUGAAACGGAAACACCAUGAAAUGGAAAAGUUGGGAAAAUUGAACGUUGGUGGUGAUGGCGUUGUUCGCGUUGAAAUUGGGGAGGAAUGUGUGGCUUUACGUGAAGCGGUUAGUAGUCAACAGAAAGCGAUUCAAGAUUUGUGUUCUGAAUUGGAAGAGGAGAGGAAUGCUGCUUCGUCCGCGGCGAAUGAAACAAUGUCGAUGAUAUUGAGAUUGCAGACUGAGAAGGCUGAGCUUGAGAUGGAAGCGCGACAAUUUAAACGUUUUGUUGAGGAGAGGACGUGUCAUGAUCAACAGGAGCUUUUAGCUUUAGAGGAAUUGUUGUACAAAAGGGAACAAGUGAUACAUUCACUUACGUGUGAAGUUCAGGCUUAUAAGCAUAGAAUGCUGAGUUAUGGCUUGACUGAGUCAGAGGUAGAAGGUGGUGAUUAUGAAUUUCCACCUUAUGAGUAUCCUCCUUUGAAAUGUAAUGUAAUGCAUGUUUCUGCGGAUGCUGCUGAUGAUGAUGAUGAUGUUUUUGAUGUUGAUGUUGAGAAGUAUGUGUUUGGGGAAACUCCGAGGGAUCGUUUGAGGAAUUUGGAGAAUAGAAUAUCUCAAAUGGAGAAAACCCCAACUUAUAGUCAGAUGGAUGGGGAUUUCAAUGGGAAGAAUGUUAUAGAGAAGGUGAUAGUUGGACAUUCUCCUAGAACGAAUAAACAUUCGAGGAAAUUUUCAUGUGACUCGUCGUCGUUUGGCCCUGAGUUUGUGUCGGAUUCUCCAAGGCUCAAUGGUAGCUUUAGGAAGAGGAAUAAUAAUAAUGGGUCAGGGGAUUUCUCCAAUUUUAAGAAGGUAGAUAAUUUGUCCGAGGCUGGUGAUAAUAUGACAGACAGAGUUUACACUAUUGACUCUGAAUUCAAAAGCGGACCUGGUGCUUUUGAUGAAUAUGUAACAACUCCUAGGGAGUUUGGAAAUCAGGGUGAUUUUGAAGAUCCUUAUGUAAAGAAGCUUUACAUGAGGCUUCAAGCACUUGAGGCGGACAGGGAAUCAAUGAGGCAGGCAAUCAUUUCGAUGCGUACUGAUAAAGCGCAGCUUGUUUUGCUCAAGGAAAUAGCUCAACAUUUGUGCAAAGAGAUGCCAGAACAGAAGAGAGUUAAUGUGAGAUCCUUUGUUGGCGGCUUCACAUUCUUCACAGUUUUUAAGUGGGUUGCAUCGAUUGUUUCCUGGAGAAAGAGAGGUCAUCAAAUCAAGUAUAUGUUUGGGCUACCAUCUAGCAACGCCGGCUUGCUAAUGCUCCUUGACAAAGGACCCCAUGUAAGGUCGUGGAGAUAUGUUUCAAGAAUGCAAUUGGGAGAUUAGAUCACAGGCUAGGAUCAUACGUGGGAGCACCAAAUGAAACUUCAUCACACUGCUACGAUAUUUUAUUUCUUCUUUUUUCCCCCUUAGAUUUUUCUCUCAAUAGUGAUGUUUUGUUCGGUGUUUUCUGUUGUAUGAGAUUGAAUGUAAUAUUGUAAUUUGUUGGUUGAUCAGUGAAACAUGGAUAUGAUUUGGCAUUUGAGCCUUCUCUCUCUCUCGUAUGCUUGGUUAUAGUUGAGAAUGUAUAUAUACCAUUAGACAGUCCUCUCAUGUA